This is a messenger RNA of Plasmopara halstedii, 273 nucleotides long. RefSeq lists its product as uncharacterized. The coding region runs from base 1 to 273 and encodes 90 amino acids. The record is from RefSeq and is a predicted model, not a curated record. The transcript is spliced from 2 exons. NCBI's taxonomy places the organism in Eukaryota, Oomycota, Peronosporomycetes, Peronosporales, Peronosporaceae.
AUGUCGGCAGCUAACACAGACAUUGAAGAUCAAGAUGAAACUAGUAUGGAGUCCAAUUUUUGCAGGCAAGCAUACAAUAGUAAAGAAAAUAUCAUUCAAGCAGUAUUGAACUAUCUAUGGUCAGCGGGCUGUUCUUUUGUGGUGCAAUUUUCAUUUACAUCACGAUCUAAGAGGUCUUCCAAAUUUAUUCCUCAUUCGUGUCUUAUUGGAGCCUAUAUAGCCAAGAAAGUAUAUGGACGGCAAAAUAAUGAUAGUGUAAGGGCAUUUUUCUAG